Messenger RNA from Seriola dumerili (greater amberjack), 2184 nucleotides. It is a transcript of the gene capn3a, whose product is annotated as calpain 3. The transcript has 21 exons. Gene Ontology annotation, biological process: proteolysis; negative regulation of apoptotic process. Gene Ontology annotation, molecular function: calcium ion binding; calcium-dependent cysteine-type endopeptidase activity. Bases 1 to 2184 code for a protein of 727 amino acids. Gene Ontology annotation, cellular component: cytoplasm. Lineage: Eukaryota; Metazoa; Chordata; Actinopteri; Carangiformes; Carangidae. The record is from RefSeq and is a predicted model, not a curated record.
AUGCCCUACACACCGUCUGGCUUUUUCUGCGACCGGUUGAUCCGGGAACGAGAGAGGAGAGACGGGGAAGGGUCCCUGAACAAGCCGCUCCGCUUCAACGGCCAGGACUUCUGCUUCCAGAGGCAGGAGUGCCUUCAGACCAAGAACCUGUUUGAGGAUGAGUCUUUCCCGGCCACUGUGGAGUCUCUGGGCUUCAAGGAGCUCGGACACAAGUCCAACAAAGUCAAGAACAUCGUCUGGAAGAGGCCCAAGGAAAUCUGUGAGAAUCCUCAGUUCAUUGUUGGAGGGGCCAGUAGGACAGACAUCUGCCAGGGAGAUCUCGGUGACUGCUGGCUGCUGGCUGCCAUCGCCUGUCUCACCCUGAAUGAGAAGCUUCUGUACCGUGUUGUUCCCCAGGAGCAAAGCUUCUCAGAGGGCUAUGCCGGCAUCUUCCACUUCCAGUUCUGGCGCUAUGGCGACUGGGUCGAUGUCGUCAUCGACGACCGCAUCCCGACCUUCAACAACCAGCUGGUCUUCACCAAGUCCGCCGAGAGGAACGAGUUCUGGAGCGCCCUGCUGGAGAAGGCCUACGCCAAGCUGCACGGCUCCUACGAGGCCCUGAAGGGCGGAAACACCACGGAGGCCAUGGAGGAUUUCACCGGCGGAGUCACUGAGUUCUACGAGAUGAAGGAAGCUCCCAAAGAGCUCUACAAGAUCAUGAAGAAAGCUCUGGAGAGAGGCUCCCUCAUGGGCUGCUCCAUCGACUCCCUGGUUCCCGCUCGCUUCGAGACUCGUACUGUGACGGGGCUUGUGAAGGGUCACGCUUACUCUGUGACGGCGGUGGAGGAGUGUAAACCGUCUCAGCACAAGGACAAUAAAGUUCGUCUGGUGCGUCUCAGGAACCCGUGGGGUCAAGUGGAGUGGAACGGCCCCUGGAGUGACAACUCGAAGGAGUGGACCUCCCUGUCUAAGUCUGAGAAAGAGAAGCUGCAGCACCAGAGCGCCGAGGACGGAGAGUUCUGGAUGUCGUUCGAGGAUUUCAAGAAGAACUACACCAAGAUCGAGAUCUGCAACCUCACCCCUGACGCGCUGGAGGACGAUAAGAUCCACAAGUGGACGGUGUCUGUGAACGAGGGCCGCUGGGUGAGAGGCUGCUCCGCCGGAGGCUGCAGGAACUACCCAGACACUUUCUGGACCAACCCUCAGUACCGCCUCCGUUUGCUGGAGGAGGACGAUGACCCCGAGGACAACGAGGUGGGCUGCACCUUCGUGGUGGCUCUGAUGCAGAAGAACCGGCGGAAAGAGCGCAAGAUGGGAGCCAACCUCUUCACCAUCGGAUUCGCUAUUUACGAGGUGCCGAGGGAGAUGCACGGGAACAAGCAGCACAUGCAGAAGGACUUCUUCCUGUUCAACUCCUCCAAGGCGCGCUGCAAGUCCUACAUCAACCUGCGCGAGGUGACCCAGCGUUUCCGCCUGACCCCCGGGGAGUACGUCAUCAUCCCCUCCACGUACGAGCCGCACCAGGAGGGGGAGUUCAUCCUGCGAGUCUUCUCUGAAAAGAAGAACACCUCAGAGGAGAUAGAGAACAGGAUCGAGGCUGACCAUCCAGUGCCGGCGCCGGCCUCGGCGGGGGAAGAGAGCGAGGAGGAUCAGCAGUUCCGCACUAUUUUUCAGGAGAUAGCUGGAGAGGUGAGUACAGGGAGGACAGUCUCCCUCUGGUUUCUCUCUCAGGACAUGGAAAUCACAGCCAACGAACUGAAAAACGUUCUGAACAGAGUGAUCACCAAACAUAAGGACCUGAACACAGAGGGCUUCAGUCUGGAGAGCUGCAGGAGCAUGAUUGCUCUGAUGGACAUGGAUGGGACAGGUAGACUCAAUCUCCAGGAGUUCAGACACCUGUGGAAUAAGAUCAAACAGUGGCAGGGAAUCUUUAAACACUAUAACGCUGACCAGUCUGGGAGCAUCAAUAGCUACGAGAUGAGGAAUGCUGUCAACGACGCAGGCUUCCGUCUCAACAACCAGCUGUACGACAUCAUCACCAUGCGCUACGCGAACGAGAACAUGAACAUCGACUUCGACAGCUUCAUCAGCUGUCUGGUCCGACUCGAAGCCAUGUUCAGGGCGUUCCAGGCCUUCGAUCAGGAUGGAGAUGGAACAAUCAGACUCAGUGUCCUGGAGUGGCUCCAGUUGACCAUGUACGCCUAG